Molecule: messenger RNA, 815 nt
Organism: Neltuma alba
Lineage: Eukaryota; Viridiplantae; Streptophyta; Magnoliopsida; Fabales; Fabaceae
Product: probable leucine-rich repeat receptor-like protein kinase At5g63930
Exons: 5
Coding region: 147-815 (222 amino acids)
Molecular function (GO): protein binding
Source: RefSeq, a predicted model, not a curated record
UUGGAGCUAAUCAGCUUUCAAGUACUAUACCAACCUCCAUAUUUAAUAGUUCAGUGCGACAAUACAUUUCACUUAAUGUCAAUAAUUUAUCUGGGAGUCUGCCAACAAAUGUGUGUUCUGGGCUUCCACAACUCAAAUUAUUUUAUAUGGAUGGAAAUGAUUUGUCUGGCAAAAUACCCUCCAUUUGGCAUCAAUGCAAGGAAUUGGUAGAGUUACAAUUAGGGGAUAACAAAUUCAAUGGAGGAGACAUACCAACUGACAUUGGAAAUUUGACCAAACUUGAGUGGCUAUAUCUUAGCAGCAGCAACUUGCAAGGAAUCAUUCCAAGUGACAUUGGAAGCUUGACAAACCUCCAGACCCUUGAUCUUAGCAACAACAGUUUGCAAGGUGAGAUUCCAUCAUCUCUCCUCAACAUUUCUUCUUUAAGAAUGUUGAAUUUAGCCAAAAACAAUUUGAAUGGUAGUCUUCCAAUAUCAACUGGCAAUGAGACAUUGUUGGAAGAAUUAUAUUUAUCAUGGAAUUUCUUUACAGGUGAAAUUCCUUCAUUUCUUUGGAGCAUGCCUUCUUUGAGAAUUGUUAAUGUUGGCGCCAAUCAUUUCAAGGGUAAUUUGCCUGAAGAAAUGUGUCAUCAUCUCCUUUUGCUUGAAGUCUUUGCUGUUACUGAUAAUCAAUUAGAGGGAAGCAUUCCGAAAUCAAUAAGUAACUGUACAUCUCUGAAAGGAUUAUAUUUGAGUGGUAACUCAUUUGCAGAUAAAGCCAGGAUUAUGAAUAGACAGAACGUCAUGAUAUUAGUAAGACUGAAAAGUUAUAUGUAA